Messenger RNA from Menidia menidia (Atlantic silverside), 1380 nucleotides. Lineage: Eukaryota; Metazoa; Chordata; Actinopteri; Atheriniformes; Atherinopsidae. The record is from the annotation of a GenBank genome assembly.
AUGGGAGCUGUUCUCGGUUUGUGCUCCAUGGCCAGCUGGAUCCCGUGCCUGUGCGGCAGCGCCCCCUGCCUGCUGUGCCGGUGCUGCCCCAGCGGAAACAACUCCACGGUCACGCGCCUCAUCUACGCCGGCUUCCUGCUGCUGGGCGUGGCCGUGGCCUGCGUCAUGCUGAUGCCCGGCAUGGAGGAGCAGCUCAAGAAGAUUCCAGGUUUCUGUGAGGGGGGAAUGGGCUCUUCUAUUCCUGGCGUGGAGGGUCACGUGAACUGCGACGUGCUGGUCGGCUACAAGGCCGUGUACCGGGUCUGUUUCGGGAUGGCCAUGUUCUUCCUGCUCUUCUCUCUGCUCAUGAUCAAAGUGAAGAGCAGCCAGGACCCCCGAGCGGCGCUGCACAACGGCUUCUGGUUCUUCAAGUUCGCCGCGGCUGCCGCCAUCACCAUCGGAUCCUUCUUCAUCGCUGAUGGACCCUUCUCAACUGUGUGGUUCUACAUCGGCAUGGCCGGGGCCUUCUGCUUCAUCCUCAUCCAGCUGGUCCUGCUCAUCGACUUCGCUCACUCCUGGAACGAGUCCUGGGUGGAGAAGAUGGAGGAGGGCAACUCCCGCUGCUGGUAUGCAGCGCUGCUGUCUGUUACGGCCGCUAACUACGUGCUGUCGGCGGUGGCCCUGGUGCUGUUCUACGUCUACUACACCCACUCCGCCGGCUGCACCGAGAACAAGGCCUUCAUCAGCAUCAACAUGCUGCUCUGCCUGGGCGCCUCCGUCCUGUCCAUCCUGCCCCACAUCCAGGAGUCCCAGCCCCGGUCCGGCCUGCUGCAGUCCUCACUGGUCACUCUCUACACCAUGUACUUGACCUGGUCCGCCAUGACCAAUGAGCCGGACAGGAGUUGUAACCCCAGCCUCCUGGGCAUGAUCGGGCUGAACAGCACCAGUCCGGCUGGCCAGGAGCAGGUGGUGCAGUGGUGGGACGCCCAGGGCAUCGUGGGCCUGAUCCUGUUCCUCAUGUGUGUCCUGUACUCGAGCAUCCGCAAUUCCUCCAACACGCAGGUCAACAAGCUGACCCUCACCACCGACGAGUCGGCGCUGAUCGAGGACGGGUCAAACCCGGACGGCUUCGAGGAGGACGGCUCGUCCAGCCGGGCCGUGGACAACGAGAGGGAGGGCGUGACGUACUCCUACUCCUUCUUCCACUUCAUGCUGUUCCUGGCCUCCCUCUACAUCAUGAUGACCCUCACCAACUGGUACAGCCCUGACUCCUCAUAUCAGACCAUGACCAGCAAGUGGCCGUCCGUGUGGGUGAAGAUCUCGUCCAGCUGGAUCUGCAUCGGCCUGUACGUGUGGACGCUGGUGGCCCCGCUGGUCCUGGUCAACAGGGACUUCGACUGA